This is a messenger RNA of Penicillium crustosum, 1308 nucleotides long. RefSeq lists its product as uncharacterized. NCBI's taxonomy places the organism in Eukaryota, Fungi, Ascomycota, Eurotiomycetes, Eurotiales, Aspergillaceae. The transcript has 3 exons. The coding region runs from base 1 to 1308 and encodes 435 amino acids. The record is from RefSeq and is a predicted model, not a curated record.
AUGGUUAAAGACCCAAAUCUGCGGUCGAAAAUGCAGCAUGCUGUCUUAGGCUAUCGAAAGAUAAUUCCGUCCCUCAGGACUUUUUUGGAGAACACGAAAUACCUCAAAGCAAUGACUGACGUUGUUAAAAAGAUUCUCCCGGCCAUGUUUCGUUAUUAUGUGGCACCUAGGAACCAGCAAUUUUACAUACAAUCUCUAGAAAAUGACUUUGUGCAGAGAGUAGGCCCGAAAGAUUUUGGCUUUUGGUCUGCAUAUCGUCAGCUAUUUCUUUUCGCUAUGCGUCACUUCUGUGGAAUGACUGACUCGCAGCCCCUUGGAUUCAUUUACUGCUAUUCUCGGUCUUCUUACCCGUCUUCGCCCCCUGAGCUCUUCGAAUACGAGGAAAAUCAAAUGUCCGAGUGGAGCACCAAAGUCGCCUCGUUUCUUGGCUCAAUGACUCCUCGGGUCGCUACGAUACCGGUUCCUAUUCAGACUUGCGAUAGGUCUGAGAACUGGAAUCUUCAGAGCCGCUGCGGAAUGACAGACACAGAGAGUUUUUUUCUGGAUCAAAAGUACUUAUUCUUAGAGAAUAUCUACUCGCCUGAUCAUACAAUUCAAGAGAAUAUGACAUCUUUUGCAGUCAAACGGGAUAUUUUUCGUUCUUUCUUCUCUGAACUCGAUUUGACGGACAUGGAGCGAAUGCGGGAGCAGGAUGCAGGUGAUCAAACUUUUAAUAGGGAGAAAGCCCCGCCAACAGUCUUACAAAACACCGAAGAUACUGGAAUGGUGGGAAGUGAUCAACCCAUUGUAUACAAUCAACUGGCCCCUGUUCAGUCAACUGACAUUGGCACGGAGAUCUCAAGUCUCCCGCUCCCUAUUGUGCAAGGCCCUGUUCCAACUCAAUCAAACCAAGUCACUCAAAUUUCGGAAAUGACGCCUAUUGUUUGCAAAUGUACAGUCAACAUGACUCCCGACGAUUUCUACGCAGCAUUUACAAAACUUCCUCCUUAUAAUGGGGUCAUGUUCUUUGACAUAGCCACGAGUGAGGUGCUGUUUUUUCGGGCUGAAACCGCGAAUCAAGCACAUGAGUGGAUCGAAGAUCUUGACGACCGAUGGUAUGCUCGAGUUGUCGAUGAUGCAUUUUCUCUCAAAACUAUCUCACCAAAUGAGGUCUUUACUAUGUGCCAAAUUGGUCCCUGUUUCUUUUUCCAUGGGAGGAGGGAUGAGAGCAGCUUUAAAUCCCAGCUGACUCCAGCUGCAACAGAUACUGAUAUCUCAUUGCCUUGUUUCAAUCCUGAGACAAACCUAUGGACCUUACAAUCAAGAUAG